This is a messenger RNA of Grosmannia clavigera kw1407, 1626 nucleotides long. Its product is annotated as c6 zinc finger domain containing protein. The record is from RefSeq and is a predicted model, not a curated record. Gene Ontology annotation, biological process: regulation of DNA-templated transcription. The transcript is spliced from 3 exons. Gene Ontology annotation, molecular function: zinc ion binding; DNA-binding transcription factor activity, RNA polymerase II-specific. Lineage: Eukaryota; Fungi; Ascomycota; Sordariomycetes; Ophiostomatales; Ophiostomataceae. Gene Ontology annotation, cellular component: nucleus. Bases 1 to 1626 code for a protein of 541 amino acids.
AUGGCUGAAGAGGUACGGCCAAAACUGGCCCAGAUCCCCCAGGGCCGUGAUGUGCCUUCUCUCGCCGGCGUUCCCAAACAAGAGGAUGACGACCAGGACCGUCGCCACCGUCCGCAGCCGCUGCAGCUGCCGGCCAACACCGUGACCUUGCCUUCGUUUCGCGAGGCCUACGGCUCCGCUCUGGCGCAAUAUCCUGCCCCUCCCCCUCCACCAGCUCACCAGCCGUAUGUCGACCAGAUGGGCCGGCCAGGACCACGGCCGCCGUAUCCCGACUCUCCGAACAGCUCUGGCAGACUUGGUCCUCAGGGCCCGCCCGGUCCUCUGGGUCCUCCCGGGCCUAUGAAUGGCGGUGGCGAUAUGCACUACGCCCCUCGGCUUCACGCUCCCGACGUGGCCAGCCGCGAAAACAAGGACUACUACGGCGGCUACCCGUACAACCCUUAUGCAGACCGCGCUCCUCCUCCCCAUCCGUCAUACUGGGCCCAGCACCCAAUGCCUCCCAACUACCAGUCCCAGCCGCCUGAGUCGGCUCCGCGGCAGAGAACUUCGAUUGCGUGCAAAUACUGCCGCAAGCGAAAGAUCCGUUGCAGUGGCUACCAGAACACACCAGACGGCAAGUGCACCAACUGCAAGAAGACCGGAAAUGACUGUGUCUUCCAGCCGGUCUCGUCCACCACCUCGACUGCCUUUGUCCCGGUGUCUGCCAUCCAGGGCGGCGUGCCACCGGGUACCCCACUGUACGGCGCUUUCGGACAGCCAUUGGGCCCGAACGGCGGCCGUGGACCGGCACCUGCGAACGGUCCUCCUGGUGGACCCAAUGGCCCGAACGGCGGUCACGGAGGCAUGAACGGGGGCGGCGGACCGCCUCCUGGCUACGGCCCGAACUCGCCGGGCGGCGGGGGCUACUACCAGCAGCAGCAUCUGCCAUCGCCCAUGGACCAGAACGGCCCGCCACAGCAGCUUCCUCCCUCGUCUCAGGGACCUCCAUCGUCAGCAAUGAGCAUGCGCCAGCUACCACUUCCCUAUCCCCAGCCCAACAACGGCUACCCUGGCGAGGAUCAGCGAAGACGCAACAGCAAACGUCCUCGGGAAGACGAGGAGGCCGAAUACUCGAACCGACUCCCUCCUCCGGCGCCGGGCUAUUCAAAUCACAGCAACAACGGAUACUACGGUGGUCCCGACGAGCUGGCUCGUGCUCAUGGCGACAUGAACGUAAACCGGCACUCGCCGCCGUCGAUGCACGGCUCCAGCGUGCCGCUGUCUUCGGGCUCGCCGACCAACGGCCAUCACGGUUACGGCCCUCUUCCGCCACCGCCACCCAUGUCUUCCGUUGGGACUGAUACCAGCGUGCGUAGCAAUGGCAGUGCUGCCGGAACUGCUGCGACGUCACCGAUUGAGCAGAGUGGGGCGAGAUCGCCCAGCAGCGAAGCGGAAGACAAAGCGAGGGGACAGGCUGCUGGCUGGCACCUGCAGCAGCCGCACACGUUUGCACGUGAAUGCGAUCUCGGCGCUGGGCGCGACAUGGACCGCUUUAUGCUGAACCGACUGGGCAGCGCUCGCCCCGACCCACGUCCCGACUACGUCGCCGACCAGGCGCAGGCACAUCUUCUCCGCGAGAGGGUGUAG